Messenger RNA from Hemibagrus wyckioides, 3313 nucleotides. It is a transcript of the gene mapk8b, whose product is annotated as mitogen-activated protein kinase 8b. Lineage: Eukaryota; Metazoa; Chordata; Actinopteri; Siluriformes; Bagridae. The record is from RefSeq and is a predicted model, not a curated record. The transcript is spliced from 12 exons. Gene Ontology annotation, molecular function: ATP binding; JUN kinase activity. Gene Ontology annotation, biological process: JNK cascade; protein phosphorylation. Bases 243 to 1526 code for a protein of 427 amino acids. Gene Ontology annotation, cellular component: nucleus; cytoplasm.
AUGACGUAUUACGCAAGUUACAGAUCCUGGCCUGGGGAAGGAAGGAAACGCAGCGGGCUUCAGGGUUUGCGGCUCAAAGCGGAAAAUAGCUGGAAUACUACAUUAUUUCCUUGUGUCUAUCCAGAGAAGCAGUAGAGCAUAUUUGUCUGAACGCGGACCUUCUUGAAUAUCUUUGAGAGUAUCUGGAGUCGUGGGAACUAUUUGAAUGCCCAGCACACAGUUAACACCGUGAGUGUAUCACCAUGAACAGGAAUAAGCGUGAGAAAGAGUAUUACAGUAUAGAUGUCGGAGAUUCCACCUUCACCGUCCUGAAGCGCUACCAGAAUUUAAGACCCAUUGGCUCUGGCGCACAAGGCAUUGUCUGCUCUGCAUAUGACCACAUCUUGGAGAGAAAUGUUGCUAUUAAGAAGCUCAGUCGACCCUUUCAAAACCAGACCCAUGCCAAACGGGCGUACCGAGAGCUGGUGCUCAUGAAGUGCGUCAACCACAAGAAUAUAAUUGGCCUCCUAAACGUUUUCACGCCACAGAAAACACUUGAAGAGUUUCAAGACGUUUACCUGGUCAUGGAGAUGAUGGAUGCUAACCUGUGCCAGGUGAUUCAGAUGGAGCUGGACCACGAGCGACUCUCCUAUCUGCUUUACCAGAUGCUCUGUGGCAUCAAACAUCUGCAUGCAGCUGGCAUUAUACACAGGGACCUGAAGCCAAGCAACAUUGUGGUGAAGUCAGAUUGUACGUUGAAGAUCCUGGAUUUUGGCUUGGCUCGCACAGCUGCCACCGGUCUCCUCAUGACCCCCUAUGUUGUGACACGUUACUACCGUGCACCAGAGGUCAUACUAGGCAUGGGCUACCAGGCCAAUGUGGAUAUAUGGGCUGUGGGCUGCAUAAUGGCAGAAAUGGUUCGCCACAAAAUCCUUUUCCCAGGAAGGGAUUAUAUUGACCAGUGGAAUAAGGUGAUCGAGCAGCUGGGCACACCGUCUCAGGAGUUCAUGAUGAAGCUGAACCAGUCUGUUAGGACCUAUGUGGAGAACAGACCCCGAUAUGCAGGGUACAGUUUCGAGAAGCUUUUCCCAGAUGUUCUCUUCCCUGCUGACUCAGACCACAACAAGCUCAAAGCGAGUCAGGCCCGAGACCUUUUGUCAAAAAUGCUGGUUAUAGACGCAUCCAAGCGGAUCUCUGUGGACGAGGCAUUACAGCAUCCCUACAUCAAUGUGUGGUAUGAUCCAAGCGAAGUCGAAGCGCCUCCACCGUUGAUCACAGACAAGCAGCUGGAUGAGAGGGAACACACUGUGGAUGAGUGGAAAGAGCUGAUAUAUAAAGAGGUGCUGGAUUGGGAGGAGCGCUCGAAAAAUGGUGUAAUCCGUGGACAACCGGCUUCAGUAGGUGCAGCAAUGACCAGCGGCUCCCAGCACAACUCCACGUCCUCCAUGUCCUCUGUGUCCACCGUCCUCGCGCUGUCCUCCGAGACAGAAAGCAGCUUGGAGACUGUGUUCUCUUCCUCCACCGGGCCAGUCGGCUGCUGCAGUUGACCAUCACCCUAUCCUUCUCGCCUCUGUGACGUUCCUCCAUCCGUUUUUCAGACUGACUAGUUUCUUUUCGGUCAGGGGAAAAAGUCUGAGUAAAGGUGGGAGUUUUUAAAAGGCACCUUAAGAAGCUUUGACACCAAACCAGCGUUACUUCGGUUGCUUUUUCUUUUCUUUUUUUUUUGUGUGUGGGGGGGGGGAUCGAUUUAGUGUCAGACUGAAGCUACCGCUACAUCUCCUCAAUGCCAUGUCAUUCAUCUGAGACAGUUCUAAAUUUAUAAUUGAAGAUCCUUUGAAUUUCAAGAUUGGUGUGAGUCAAGGUUCUGGAAGUUCAUCAGAUGUGUUAAAGACGUGGCUCUUUCGCUCUGCCCCUGUUUUACAGUGAAAUAUGACGCAUCCUGAAUGAAUUUCCAAAAUAUUUGUUUGACAUGCAGACAUUACUUCGGAGGCUUUCUCGCAUGGCUUAAUGCUGAGAUCAGGUCAUAAAGAGCGUUUAGUCAGUUUUUUCACCAUUUUACAAAAAAAAAAGAUUUAUAAUAGGCGUUUUAUCAUACUUAUUUUGUCCUUUUGCUCUCUUUUUCCUUUGGUUGAUUUUGCUACAGGAAUUUAUAGACUCAAUACACCAUUUUCUUUCACAUAUGUCUCGGUAUGUGAUACACACUGUACAGGUUUUUAAUGUUAAAAUCAAAAAGUAAAUUAAAGAUUAUUAUUAUUAUUAUUAUUAUUACUACUACUAUUGUUAUUAUUAUUGGUCUUUAGUGCUUUGUACAGCUCAGCCGUGGAGCGUUGCAAGGCCCUUGUGAGGUGACUGUGUAAGAUUUUGUUGUGGAUAUUUGACAUAUAAAACAUUUGUGAAUCCCUAUUUCCAAUGUCUCUCAGUGACCCAGUGCAUUCUGGGUAUUUUGUGUCAUUUGGACACUAUCUUUUGGCACUUUUUUUUUUGAGUGCACUGGGAACUUUCCAGUCAGUUUUUGGUUAACGCAGGAAAUACAGCUUGAUUUCAGUGGAAGGUGUUCUUUGAAUAUCAGUAUAGAUAAGAAGGUAUAUUUUGAAAUGAUUUAUGAAAAUAGUGGUGCAUUCUGUAAGACUGGAUAAAAAAAAGUGCUUUCACUCAGCUUUAAGCAUUCAUAUUGUGGCAUUGUUCAAUAUGUUACUAUGAAUAAUGUGUGAAGUUCAGCAUUAAUAAUCCAUAAGUAAUUAUUAUUGAAUUAUCAAGCACAGUAAUGACACUUGUGUUUAACUGAUGCAUUUUUUUUUAGUAAUAAAUGCAAUAUAAAACACCAUUACUGAGUAAAAUAAUGCCUACAGUAAUGUGGGCAACAUAAACAUCACCCUGAUUGAUCACUGGGAAAGCUGAACACCAGCAUUUACUAAGUUCUAAACAUGUAAUAACGGAACAGUAUGCUGACAAUUAUGGUUUGCUAAUUUUGAAUAAAGCUCUAAAUCGUUUUACUUACACAGUCUCUCCAGGAUUUUGUGAUCGCAGAAAUUAAUGCAAAAUCAAACAAACUCCACAAUGUUCAGAAGAGCUUUCAAUUUUUCAAAAUUGCUGUGGAAUUUCUACAGAUUUGGGCUAAGAUGCGUUGUGUGACAUCAUCACAACACAUAUUCAGCCAAAGCCCUCUUCAUAGAUGAGUACAGCUGUCAUAAAUUUACUUACAUACGUGUCUUCACUGGUUUUACUCUAAAAGAAGAAUCCUGUACUGGACAUUUUGACAAUUCGAAUAGUUUUCCUUAAAAAAGCACAAACAAAUUUUGAAUAAAGCCAUAGCAAAAUCAAGCAGCAAAAAAAA